AUGGUCGCAAUAGAUAUCACUGCGGACUUUCGGGCAAGCGUUGGAAGUGCGCUCAAGCUCGUACCUGAUACUAAACGGCGACACAAGCCUCGUGUGCGCAAUUUUUUUGAAGUCAAAGCAGAGAAGAACUAUGCUCAGGCAUACCUAAAAGAAGCUUAUGCUAUUUUGGAGCACAUCAACACGCUUGACCAGAUGCUCGCUUCGAUCCGCCAUGCAUACCUCUCCGUUGACUCGUCACAUUCGCAUACUCGACGUGGAGGGUUCGAUGCGAGUCAGAAAGAGGGGUGGGGGGAAGUGAAGCGGUUGACGAACCAGGAGAGGGACGAGAUCGAGCUACAAGCGAAGGUGAUACUGAAGAGGUGUGCAGAGAGGGUGAAGCAUCUUGAGGAAUUGGAGGAGAAGCGCGCAUCGACACAACCUAGCAAACACCCGCUCGCACGUCUGCUCCCUCCCCGCUUGCUUGUAACACCCAGCACAUCAGGACACGAUGUCCUCGCAGCGCACUAUGCGGGGAUCACGUGGUACCUGAACCGGAAGCUAGCCUCGAGCUCCGGGAAGCAGAGGGAGAUGCAGGAGGAGAGGGUGAGGCGGCAGCUGGAGAGAGCGCGGAGUUUGGGGAGCGAAGUGGCUGCUGUUGGCCCUGUGCAAGGGGAUGUCAAGGGGGAGCAGGUGAGGCGGUUCGACCCCACGCUGGCGGGACGGGGACCAUCCUACGCCAAUGGUGAGGAGGACACGCCCUUGACAGCAGCUCAAGCCCUGCUCUUCGAGCAGGAAAACGCCGCCAUACUCCGUUCGGCAGAGAGCGUGCUCGCCCAGGUCCAGCGGGCAGAGGCGAGCCUGUCCGAGAUCGGGGCGCUGCAGAGCGAGCUCGUGCAUCAUCUGACUAUGCAGACGGAGAUGACGGACAGGCUGUUCGAGGAGGCCGUGGCGACGCAGGCUGAGGUUGAGAGGGGGAACCAGCAGCUGAAGAGGGCCAAAGAAAGGGGAGGGGACGCGAGGAGAUGGUUGCUUGUAUUUCUUAUUGGUGCGACUCUGGCGCUGUUGUUCUUGCACUAUUAUUCAUCUUAG
Molecule: messenger RNA, 1068 nt
Organism: Dacryopinax primogenitus
Lineage: Eukaryota; Fungi; Basidiomycota; Dacrymycetes; Dacrymycetales; Dacrymycetaceae
Exons: 3
Coding region: 1-1068 (355 amino acids)
Biological process (GO): retrograde vesicle-mediated transport, Golgi to endoplasmic reticulum
Cellular component (GO): endoplasmic reticulum; SNARE complex
Source: RefSeq, a predicted model, not a curated record